CCACAACUAAGCAGUUUACAGCGAAGCCCAGCUAGAAGAGUCCUACUCAACCUCCGCCUGGGAGCAGCAGGUAUCCACCAGCUCCCCGGCAGCUUUGCUCUGAGGACCUCACGUCACUACCUCUCCGACUGCCCUUGUCAACGCCUGACUCGACACUGAAGACAGCCCCACCAGCCCCCCGCCAAAACCCAUGCUUCCUCGUCCUCCAUCUGCAGCAGUGUCUCUGACUACAUUUAGCCUUCUUGUCCGGGCCUCUCUCCUCUCCCGUGGCCCUCCUCCUCUCUCUCCAUCACCACCAGCAGGGCGCGCGUCGGGGCAGCCCUGGCCGGCAGGAGGGGGCGGGUCCUGCGGCGACCGGAAGCCGGUAGCCGGAAGCCGGAAGGGGGGCUGUGAAGACGUGUUCCGAGGAAGCCAGGGCCGGACCCGGCGGGGCCGGCGACAUGGAGCCGCUGUACCAGCAAACGCACAAGCAGGUUCAUGAGAUCCAGUCUCACAUGGGACGCCUGGAGACGGCCGACAAGCAGUCUCUGCACCUUGUAGAAAAUGAAAUCCAAGCAAGCAUCGACCAGAUAUUCAGCCAUCUAGAACGUCUGGAGAUUCUUUCCAGCAAGGAGCCCCCUAACAAAAGGCAGAACGCCAAACUCCGUGUUGACCAGUUAAAGUAUGAUGUCCAGCACCUGCAAACUGCUCUCAGAAACUUCCAGCAUCAGCGCCACACAAGGGAGGAGCAGGAGAGACAGCGAGACGAGCUUCUGUCUCGCACCUUCACCACUAAUGACUCUGACACGACCAUCCCAAUGGAUGACUCGCUGCAGUUCAACUCCUCCCUCCAGAAAAUUCACUACGGCAUGGACGACCUCAUUGGAGGCGGGCACAGUAUUCUGGAGGGACUGAGGGCCCAGAGACUGACCUUGAAGGGGACACAGAAGAAGAUCCUUGACAUUGCCAACAUGCUGGGCUUGUCCAACACCGUGAUGCGGCUCAUCGAGAAGCGGGCUUUCCAGGACAAGUACUUCAUGCUCGGUGGGAUGCUGCUCACCUGUGUGGUCAUGUUCCUCGUGGUGCAGUACCUGACAUGAGCCGGCCCCGCCCCGCGGCUGGAUGCCGAUCCCACCGUGCGAGAGUCUGUGUGAGUGUGUGUGCGUGAAAGAGAGGGUUGGGCCCAGAGGCUGCCUUCUGAAAUGUAUGCCCUGCUUAACUGUGAAGACCACUGGGAGUAAUUGUGAUCUGUAACCUAGCGGGAGUUUCGAACCUGCUGUUUCCUGUAAUACCUUGGAGGGGAGCCGAGUGCUACCAGGAUGCGUGGUGCUAAGGAAAUGAAAGAGGACCUCUUCUCUCUCUCUCUCUCUCUCUGUCUCUUGCCCUCACUGCGGGGAGGAAGUGCUGUAAGGGUAGGGAGUGAAGAAGGAAGGGCGGGAAAGAAUGACUUUGCUGUUUUUGUCCCUGUGGCUGAUGCUUGCCCCGGGGAGGCUUUCAUGGUGAGCCUUGCAGGUAGGACCGUUCGGACCGUUCACUUUGGCAUCAUUCGGCCUUUCUGGCUCCUAGGGGAUAACCCGGAGCAGAAGCCAAAAGAAGGGGAAAGAGGCCUUCUUUUCCUGCGUCCUUAUAACAGACGGUUUCCACGCUCUUCCGUCCCCCACCCCCUGUGACAUGCGGAUGACUAAUUGCUGAUACUUGUCACCCUUCCCUGGAAGCAGUUACCUAGAGGAAACAGAGGCACUGAUGCUAUUGCAGGCAGCAAGUAAGAUUUUCCACAUUAGGGUCGUUGGGUGUUUCUCCUCCCUAACGUGAGGCCAGUAUUAUUCCCUGAGAGUGUUCAGUCUUGAGACUGAAGACCCUAAUCACCGAUUUUUUUCCCCAUGGUUAACAGAAUGAUUGGCUUCUGUGGUUCUAGGCCUGGCCUGGCCUCUUGCCCGCACGCUGGGGGGGCCUUUGCCCCUGAGAAAGUUGCUGUGAUAUGUCCAUUACAGCAUCUUCUCUAGUUUUCGGGUCUCUGAUCCUUUGCUCUUUCCCUCCCCUGAAAUCUGUUAGCAGCUGCCGGCCAGGCUCCCAUUCCGCCCCGCCGGUGUGGGCAGACACCGCGCUGGAGGUGUUCUGGGUGUCCCGUGUGUCUCUGAUCUCAGGGACCGGGACCUUUUUCCUUCUCUGACCAACCCCGGAUUAAGGCUGUGCCAGAAGCUGGCAUAUUGUGGAAUUUAUUGUAAACCAGUCUGUCUUGUUGUGGUUCAGCACUGCAGAUACCAGGAAGACCUGGUUAGCAGAUGUUUUCCUCUGUCAUGUUCCCUACCAGCCGUACGCCAGUUGUCUUAUGGCAAGACAUAAAAUAAUCUCAGAAUUUCCCAGAACUGGAAAGCUGGUCAGUAUUAACUCCACCUUUGAUUGUCAUGCUCCACCUACUUCCUGUGUUUAUUUUUUGUCACUUGGACUAUCUUCUGUCGUCUUUUCCUUUUCUGUGUGUGUUCCCUCCCACCUCCCUUAUUUACUUCCCACCUGUUUCUGUAGCCAUAUUGGUCUUUUCUGCCAUACGUUUUCGUGAAUGUUUCCUCAUUGUCACAGAGUUGUAACAUGAGCUUCCUGGGUGCUAAUUUCACUCUUGGUGGGAUUGCCAUCUCUCCUUCCCCUUUGGGCUGAACGGGCUGCAUGGCUUUCCAAGGAAGGGGGAUCUAGAGGGCCUCGCCAGGGUGAGGACGUAGCCUGAAGGGUAUAUGGAGGGGUCAAGGUGUCUUCAGACCUGGGUCUGACUUUGGGGAGGUAACAUUUCCAUCACCGCCAGCACCCCUGCCAGCACAGGGAUCUUAGCAGUCCAUAUAAAGGGUUCCAUAAAAUGGAUGUGUAAAUUGCACAGACCCAGCUGUCCUAUCCCCUGGGCAUCUGAGGAUCCUGCCAGAGAUCAUAGUUCAAAGGUGUAUAAGGAGCAACUAAGUCAUAUGGACCUGAACUCUAGGGGACAGAAGUCCCCUCCAUCCCCCCCAGCACCCCACCCUCCGUUGGCUGAUGUGGUGUAUUUAUUUGUAGCACAUACCAGUGUAUUCCCACACUUGUCUUGAUAGUGAUUGCUGGUCUUGAUGAACUAGGAGUAAGGCUUUCCACCUUGCUGUACCUUCAGAGCCAUUCUCCCUACUUUGUAAGAAAAGUUAUGGAGGCAGGUUGUGGGUCUUCACCACCUGGGGCUCAGGGACAGCAGUCACAGUGUGUCUGGAGGCCUAAGGCACUGAGAUGGCCUGAGUUGUUUUCAGUGUCCCAUGAGAAAUGCAUCUUGGCCUAACUGGGUGCUACUGUCUCUACAGCACCCCCCCACCCCACCCCCAGUGGGUUAGGGAAGGGUUCCAGGCCAAGGAAAGAGCACCCUCUAGUGGAGCUGGGGUGAAGUGUCAGGUCAGGCUGGCGCAGGAAGCUCCGGUGGACAGCGUCUGUGACCUUGUGCAGGAUUUGGGUGCUCCUGUUGCCGAUGAAGACAGGUGGGUUGUCAGGGAACUUGGGAAUAUUUUUACUCCGUGGAAAUUUACUCCAGGUGCGACCACCUUAAGUAAAGCCAAACUCAAAAGACCAAGUAAGUUGGAGAGUCUUGAUUUUAUAGGAGGCUUCGCUGCUGGGUUUUUACCAGUCUUUGCCCUAAUGAAUUUAAGUGGGUUUGAAUUGCAAAUUUGAAGUUAUAUACCCAUUGUUUCUGAAACACAUCAGGUAAAUAAAGUUGAGAAUUAUUUUAUUUAGACAAUUAUA
Hyaena hyaena (striped hyena) is the source of this 3720-nucleotide messenger RNA. RefSeq names its product golgi SNAP receptor complex member 2 (gene GOSR2). Gene Ontology annotation, molecular function: SNAP receptor activity; SNARE binding. NCBI's taxonomy places the organism in Eukaryota, Metazoa, Chordata, Mammalia, Carnivora, Hyaenidae. The record is from RefSeq and is a predicted model, not a curated record. Gene Ontology annotation, cellular component: late endosome membrane; endoplasmic reticulum membrane; SNARE complex. Gene Ontology annotation, biological process: vesicle fusion; intra-Golgi vesicle-mediated transport. The transcript is spliced from 6 exons. The coding region runs from base 441 to 1079 and encodes 212 amino acids.